UUAUCAAACAGAGUAAAAGGUGUUCAUUUUAGUGAGAUCAGACGAGAGAGAACAAAAACAUGGGUGUUCUGGAUCAUGCUUCUGAUCUUUUCGACUGUUCUCAUGGCCGUUCCAAGCUCAAGAAGAAACGUAAGCAGUUGCAGACGGUGGAGAUGAAGGUGAAAAUGGACUGCGAAGGAUGCGAGCGCAAAGUGAAGAAAUCAGUGGAAGGGAUGAAAGGCGUGACGCAGGUGGACGUGGAUCGCAAGGCCAGCAAGCUGACGGUGGUCGGAUACGUGGAGCCAUCGAAGCUGGUGGCACGCGUGGCGCACCGGACGGGGAAGAAGGUGGAGCUGUGGCCGUAUGUGCCGUAUGACGUGGUGGCUCACCCUUACGCACAAGGGGUAUACGACAAGAAGGCACCGGCCGGGUACGUUCGCAACGCACAGGAUUCGCAGGGGACGUAUCUCGCACGUGCUAGCUCCACUGAAGUUAGAUACACCACAGCUUUUAGCGACGAAAACCCUGCUGCUUGUUCUGUUAUGUGAUUUAAAAAGAGAAGACAUUUUGUUGUAGUGAAUUGAUUUGGAUUUGGUUGUACAUUU
This is a messenger RNA of Hibiscus syriacus, 584 nucleotides long. RefSeq names its product heavy metal-associated isoprenylated plant protein 26-like. NCBI's taxonomy places the organism in Eukaryota, Viridiplantae, Streptophyta, Magnoliopsida, Malvales, Malvaceae. The transcript is spliced from 2 exons. Bases 60 to 527 code for a protein of 155 amino acids. The record is from RefSeq and is a predicted model, not a curated record. Gene Ontology annotation, molecular function: metal ion binding.